UACAGUGAAUUUAGACAGAGUUCAUUAAGGAGCAGAACAGGUAGUGGGUGAGGCCGGCCUACAGGUCAGCUGCGUAUAUUGGAGAUCGAACCGAGGACCUUAUGGCUUGGAGUCACCAUAGCUGCACUACACUAUCCUGCUUCCUGCAACAAAACACCAAAAUCCAGUUUGUGUUGUUUUUGGAGGAAGCCAUCUUCAACACACAGAUCAAACUACUCUUUGGUUUGCAUGUUUCUCCUCCGCUCAUCCAUCCAUCCUUCACCCUCCUCUCCAGCCAUGAGGGCAGCACUUCUGAUCCAGCGCUGGUACCGCCAGUACGCAGCCCGGCUGGAGAUGAGACGCAGGUGCACCUGGAACAUCUUCCAGUCCAUCGAGUACGCAGGAGAACAGGAUCAGAUCAAGCUCUACAAUUUCUUCGGCUACCUGAUGGAACACUUCACUCCAGCCAGUAGUGAGAGAAGUCUCAUCUCUCAUAUAUUCCGCGAGAACGACGUGGUCCAUGACACGGAAUGGGAGAGGUACUUCUGCUACAAGAGCAUCGAGGUAUCCCACGGUUACCACGGGCCCCACCUCACCUUCCCCAUGACCUUCUGUGAGGCGUCCAAACUGGUGGAGGCCUUCAAGCACAAGCAGCUGCUUCAUUCCCGGUACGUCCUGCAGCUUCUCGGAGAGGCUUGGAAGCUCCUGAGAAUCCUACCCAACAUUAAUCACGUCUCCACCUGCCACUCAAAGGAGAUCACUAUAUGUGGUGACUUGCACGGGCAAUUAGAAGAUCUGUUAUUAGUAUUUUAUAAGAACGGCCUGCCUUCCUCGGAGAAGCCCUAUGUUUUCAACGGAGACUUUGUGGACCGUGGCAAGAGUUCCAUGGAGAUCCUGCUCAUUCUGUUUGCCUUCCUGCUGGUGUACCCCAACGGGGUCCACCUCAACAGGGGGAACCACGAGGACCACAUUGUUAACCUGAGAUAUGGAUUCACCAAAGAAGUGCUUGGAAAAUAUAGGGUUCACGGCAAAAAGAUCUUGAAGCUUCUGCAGAAGAUGUUCAGCUGGCUGCCCCUGGCCACGGUGAUCGAUGGCAAGGUGCUGGUGGUCCACGGGGGGAUUUCUGAUACCACGGACCUCAACGUCAUCGCCAGGAUGGAAAGACACAAAUACGUGUCCGCGCUUCGGCCGCCCAAGAGUAGUCGCCGGUCGGCCGGCGGCAACAGGAGAGCUCCCCGCUGCACCGAGAGAGGCGAGGAGAGGAACCACCACGGGACGGGGGCCCGGGCCCCGGCCCCGGGCCCCGGCUCCAGGCACGCCGCCCAACGGCGCUCCCUCCACUCCGGCUCGGCGGUGGAGGAGGAGCUGAGGCAGAGGCGGCAGCAGGCCGGUCUCAGCCAGUCCCUCCAGGAGCUGCGGAGGCUGGUGUCCUCCUCUUCCUCCUCGGACGAAGACGACGAUGACGCUGAUGACGACGACGGCUCGGACCCGCAGCCCCGGACCCCAGAACGGGACGAGUGGAAACAGAUGGUGGACCUCCUGUGGAGCGACCCCAUGGCCCAGGACGGCUGCCAACCCAACCAGGUGCGGGGCGGGGGCUGCUACUGGGGGCCCGACGUCACAGAGGAGGUGCUGGGGAAACACCACCUCCAGCUGCUCAUCCGCUCCCACGAGUGCAAGCAGGACGGCUACGAGUUCUGCCACAACCGCCGGGUGCUGACGUUAUUCUCAGCGUCCAACUACUACGAGGUGGGCAGCAACCGGGGCGCCUACGUCCGCAUGGGGCCCGACCUGGUGCCACACUUCAUCCAGUACCAGUCCAGUCAGACCUGCCGGACCCUCACCCUCAGACAGAGUAUCGGGAGAACAGAGCGGUCGGCUCUCUGCGCUCUGAGGGAGCAGCUGUUUGCCCACAAGUCAGACCUCCUCGGUGCGUUCCAGCACUACGAUCCUGACAACACGGGGUUGAUCUCUCUGAAGCACUGGGCCAGUGCCAUGGAGGAGGUGCUGAAGCUGGGUCUGCCCUGGAGGGUCCUGCGCUCACAGCUGGGCACCAGCACCCAGGACGGCAUGCUGGACUACCGGGAGUGGAUCCAGGACCUGGUCUUCAGCGAGCCCAAACAUGAGCUCUCCAAUGCCAGUAUCCUCGAGACCAUGUACAGAAACCACUCCAACCUGGAGACCAUCUUCAGGAUCAUCGACACAGACCACUCAGGAUCGCUGUCAUUCGAGGAGUUCCGGCAGACCUGGAAGCUCCUGAGCGCCCAUCUGAAGACGGAGGUGGACGAUGACGCCAUCGCCGACCUGGCCCUCAGCAUUGACUUCAACAAGGACGGCAGCAUCGACAUCAAUGAGUUCAUGGAGGCCUUUCGCCUGGUGGCCCUCGCUGUCCCCUCAUAGACUAGGGGGGCCCCCACCCCCAGUGGGGUAUUUGUAACCCUUCAUGGGCUUACAAAUACAUGUGUAAUAUAUUUUAGCAGUUAAAGCAGUUGCUUAGCUUAGUUGAAGAAUUUUAUGAACUCAAAUUAUUCUUGCACUUUUUGGAAUUGUGUCUCCAUUGUUGAAUGCACUGUAUUGUAUAAUUGUUUGUUUGUCUCUUUUGGACAAAAGCCUAAGCUACAUAAAGGAAAUGUAAGUGUAAUAACUGGGGCUGGAGGGGUCCCUCGCUCCAGGAAUAAACACUCAAUUUCAGGGGUCAUCUGCAUCAUCAUCACUUGUUUACCUACUUGCUGGAGGGAUUGUGAAUACCUAUUCUAGCAAUAAUUCAUGAUUUGUAGUUCUCUGCCCAGUGCAAAGAACUACAAAAAUUCAAAAGAGAAAAUGUGUUGAACAUAAGGUCGGGUUAGGGUACGGUUGGCUGUUUGGUAGUAGUGAGUGACCUAAGAGGAAUGGGACUUUGUUAUAAUUAUUGAGAACUUAUUCUUAAAAAACUAGAAACUAUUCAUUACAUACACUAUUAACGAUGGUCAUUAAAGGGCCUAGAAUCAAUGCCUACCGGUCUGUCUACCUACCCACCCAUGUACGCACUGCAUAAUACCGAAGCCUUAAACCAGGCUAGGUGGACAUAUUUCUAAAGUUAUGCGUUUUGAGGGAGGCCUGAAGGGAGGUAUAGGAUUACUCUGGUUGAUUUCUUCCAAUUGCUUAGCCAAAGUUUUUUAACAAUUAAAUUAUUAGCAAAGUUGUUUGGUAUAAAGAGUUCAUACAAACAUUAUGGACCCCGAUAUUGUAUAGUCUUGGAUAUGCGUCACAUGCAAGAAAUACAGCCAAAGUUUUUGAAGGAUUUUUCAUUUUAUUAAUAAAUAAAAUGAAAAAUAAAAAUCAUGGAGCUUGUCAUGUUACAACUGCAAUGAAAAACCUAUUUACAAUGAAUAACAUUUUGUUGUACAAACAAUUGCCAAAUGUCUGAAAGUAUUGUUGGUGUAACUGCAAUAUUGUUCAGACAUCUGGCCUACGUUGGGCUUUUUUCUCUAAGUAUGUGGUGUGGGUUUUAAAAACCGUACUCAGUCCGUGACUACUCUGCAUAUUAGGGACAUACCGUCUCAUAAAACUCGUUCUCACAUUCACGUCUCAAACAACUACGGAAACCAUCAUUGUAGAAUUGAGUUGUGUUUCACGUGAAGGGAGUCUCG
Gadus chalcogrammus (walleye pollock) is the source of this 3608-nucleotide messenger RNA. Its product is annotated as serine/threonine-protein phosphatase with EF-hands 2-like. The record is from RefSeq and is a predicted model, not a curated record. NCBI's taxonomy places the organism in Eukaryota, Metazoa, Chordata, Actinopteri, Gadiformes, Gadidae. Bases 229 to 2379 code for a protein of 716 amino acids. Gene Ontology annotation, cellular component: nucleus; cytosol. The transcript has 15 exons. Gene Ontology annotation, molecular function: iron ion binding; Hsp90 protein binding; protein serine/threonine phosphatase activity. Gene Ontology annotation, biological process: detection of stimulus involved in sensory perception; negative regulation of MAPK cascade.